Molecule: messenger RNA, 998 nt
Organism: Galleria mellonella (greater wax moth)
Lineage: Eukaryota; Metazoa; Arthropoda; Insecta; Lepidoptera; Pyralidae
Exons: 6
Coding region: 192-965 (257 amino acids)
Source: RefSeq, a predicted model, not a curated record
UUUUUGCUGUCUGUCAUUCAAACAUGUCGAUUUGAACUCGAGAUUAUCUUAAUGCGAUAUAUUUUUGUAAUUUAUUAAAAGCUACUUGUUUUGUAAAAUUCAAGAUAACCAUUUAAUGAAAAGCUUCAUUUUUAUCGUUGGAAAAUUAUAUUUGCCAAAUUUAAAGCUAGCUCUUAACAUAAAAAUACAAAAUGGAUACCGACUAUAAAUCCAGAAAACAAGUUAACUACGAUCAGUUGAAAGCUAUGAUAGAUUUUUUGAAGGAGCAUCAGCAACUCGCCAAGGGUUUGAUGCGAGGCCGCCGAGGGAAGCUUCACACGCUUAAGCUGUGGAACCUUUGUGCAAAAAAACUGAAUGGUUACAAAGGCGGGACUGUUAAAGAUGGAAAGGGAUGGUCAAAGUAUUGGUGUGACUGGAAAUAUAGAGUUCGCAGAAGAGCUCUAGAACUAAAGGCUGUGAAGGACACCAACCGACCAGUACCAGACAUUACUCCGUUAUCUAACUUAGAGGAAUCCAUACUGAGUAUCAUUGGAGAUACUGCUGUUGAUGAUGUUGUCAUUAAGAUUGACCCGCUGGCCCAAGGUGAUACUGAGGAUGAUGAUCCAGAUAACACUGAAAAUAAUGAUGAAACCUCUGACAAUCAAUUUCUUGUGAAUGAACCAGUACUCACUAAAAAGAAAAAGCGACGUCAUUCUUCUUCAAGAGAUCUUUCAGAUUUAGAUGAAUGUGCUGGACCAAGCAGUCCACCAGAACGGAAGGCCAGGUUUAGUGUAAGAAAUGGUGAUAAAGCUGAAAUAGAUAACGACGACGAAGCUUCCGAGUUCUUAAAUUUAGAAAGAGAAAAAUUAGAAAAUAGUAAAAAAAUGUGUGAAUCGAUACAAACAAUCGCAUCUGAAAUUACUAGACUGGCAGAUAUCAUGAGUCAUAUUAGAGAUGUUUUAAUUAAUAAUAGAAUUAGUUUAUAAGGUAUAUUUAUUAAAAAAUAUGAAACUACUAAA